Myxozyma melibiosi is the source of this 1883-nucleotide messenger RNA. RefSeq lists its product as uncharacterized. The record is from RefSeq and is a predicted model, not a curated record. The transcript has 3 exons. Bases 72 to 1805 code for a protein of 577 amino acids. Lineage: Eukaryota; Fungi; Ascomycota; Lipomycetes; Lipomycetales; Lipomycetaceae. Gene Ontology annotation, molecular function: acetylpyruvate hydrolase activity.
CUGUAGAUAGACUUAUCGGUUACUGUUCCUCAGAUUCGUUCAUUCUAUUUUCGCUCCAGGAUAAGUAUCCAAUGCAUAACUUCAUCGCGUACACGUCUUCCACCGGCGCAUCUCGUGUCGGCAGUCUUGACUUUGACAACAGCCUGAUAACGCCUCUCUCCUUCCCGUCCGGCACUCCCGUUACCUCCCUCUACGACGUCAUAAACUACGGCUCUACAUUCUCGCUCGCUCCCUCUGCUGAAUGCGACCCAGUCCCACUAGACUCAGUCUCAAUUGAAGCUCCUUUUACGGGACGCGAUAUUCUCGCGGUCGGAAAGAACUACUAUGACCACGCGAAAGAGUUCAACUCGUCCGGAUUCGAUUCAAGCGAUAAGGUCGAUACUCCUUCGGAUCCCGUCAUUUUCACCAAGCGUUCUUCGAGCAUUGUCCCUUGCGGUGCUGAUAUCUACCUGCAUCCUGGAUUUACCAGUACUUUGGAUUUUGAGGGAGAAGUAGGCGUCGUUAUUGGAAAGCCUGCAUACAAGGUUGCUGAGAAAGAUGCCAUGGAUUAUGUCUGGGGAUACACUAUUAUCAAUGAUGCAACUGCCCGUGAGCGCCAGCGGGACCAUAAGCAAUUCUUCAUUGGAAAGUCCGCAGACACUCUCUGUCCAAUGGGCCCCGUUGCUGUGCCGAAAGAGGAUCUCCCUGAAUAUCUCGAGCUCCAAACAAAAGUCAAUGGCCUCGUCAGACAAUCCGACUCGACAAAGAACCUCAUCUUCUCGAUCCCAACUCUAAUCAAUGUGCUCUCAAGCGGCAUGACGCUCCAGCCCGGAGACGUUAUUGCUACCGGAACACCAGCAGGCGUCGGCAUUGGUCUCAAGCCGCCUGUCUACCUAAAGGCUGGUGAUGUUGUUGAGGUGUCAGUCACAGGCCUGGGAACUCUUGUCAAUAAAGUGUCUGAUGUCAAGGCCGCCGCCGCGCCGGUGGCACUCCCGAGCUUGCCCUCUCGUGUCAUUACUGAUCCUGGGCUCACCAAAGUGGGUUCAAAGUACUUGUACUUUGAAGACAUUGGCAACAAGACUUCAGACGAAACCUUGAUCUGUGUUCACGGUCUUGGGUGCUGCGGUCAGUAUUUCUCGUCUUUGGUAGACAAGGCUGGGUUUUUGGAGAAGUACAGAGUAGUUUUGGUCGACCUCGAGGGUUUCGGUCGGUCGCUCACGUUCCCGGACUCUACUCCAAGUCUGCACAGCUACUCUGAAGAUAUCUAUGAGAUUACAAAGCUACUGGGGAUCACCAAAAACAUCUCCCUGAUUGGAUUCUCGAUGGGCUGUGGUGUGACGGAGACGUUUGCAGUCAACCACCCCGAUCUGGUCAAAAAAUACAUCCUCUUAUCACCGCUAAUGUACCCUGUCCCCGCACACACCAAAGAAGUCUGUCUCGGUCUUGCCAAGAACGUGCGCAAGAGCGGUAUGCAGCUGGAGUCCGACAAGAUGGCCAAAUCCUCGAUGUACAUCAAGACGCAGAUCGAGAAUCCGCUGGCGAAAAUGUACGUGUUGACGCUUCUGAAGAUGACCGAUGUCGAAGGCUACGCGAAGGGCGCGAUGGUGCUCGCUACCGACGGACCGAUUGCGCGUGAGAAGAUUGAGAAGGAGGUGUUGUUGGUCACUGGAGAGUUUGACGAGUGGCCCCCGAUGGAGGAAGUUGAGGCGGUUCAGAAGGAAUACGCGAAUGCGUCGACGAAGAUUGUCGUCAUUCCCAACGCUAAGCAUUUCCAUAUUCUGGAGAACUUUCCUGCCACCCUGGAGGCUGUUACCUCGUUUUUGUAGUCUGCACUGUCACUUUCGCAUUUCAUUAUAGACGAUAGAUUCAUAGUAUGAGCAUUUAAUAGAUAUUCACAAAUCGAG